Messenger RNA from Erythranthe guttata (spotted monkey flower), 2542 nucleotides. RefSeq lists its product as uncharacterized. Lineage: Eukaryota; Viridiplantae; Streptophyta; Magnoliopsida; Lamiales; Phrymaceae. The record is from RefSeq and is a predicted model, not a curated record.
AGAGAAGUUAGAAACGAGGAAGGAGAAUGGAAAAUGAAAAAUGAAAAAUGAGAUUAGAAUUUUGAAAGAGUAUAUUGACAAUUAAGAGUAGUUUUGGAAUUAUGAAAAUAUCAUUUGGCUGAAAUAUUAGCUAAGGGAGUUUUCUUUAAUUAUUUUUGGGAGAUAGUGUUUCAUUAACUACAUUUUCUACAUGUGGGGUUCUUGCUAAAUUUCUCUUAAUAUAUAUUCAGUGGCGGAUCUGACUAUGGUAUAGGGUGUGCAACUGCACACCCUUGAUUAAAAACAAAAUUGUAUUUUUAUACUAAUGCUAACAAGAAAGGCUUGUAGUUUAUUAAGUUUGUAAAUCGUAAUGCUAAUUUUGCUUCUCAUAAUCUUGCUAAGUGGGCUCAUCAUCUUUCUUGGGGUGGAGUUGUAGCUCCUAAUUAUAUCCAUAUUAGUUGUUUUUGUGAUGGUGGGCACCCUCUUUUUUAUUCUUGUAAUUUUUGUCUUGAGUAAUUCUACUGCAUCUUUCGAAAAAAAAAAGGUGGUAAAGAGCAUGUUCUUGCAUUUAAUAUAUAGUAAUAAAAAUAAGGGGUUUUCUCGUAAUAUAUAAGAUAUUAAAUACAAAAAUAAUCAUAACAAAAAAGAAAAUGUCUAUUGAGGAAGUGAAGAUCCGCAAAGAGCUAGAGUAAAGAUGGAAAUUGAGAACUUGGAGGAAGAAAUCAAGGAGCGAAUUUACCAUUUUGCCCUCAAACUACACAAAUUUUACCAACACCAGAAAGAAAAAAGAUUAAAGCAAUAUUCAUCAUGUGAUCAGCCAAACGAACAAGGCAACUUUAUUACAAGGGGAAAAAUUAUGUCUUAGGUUAACAUAACUCAAAAUGGAAGGUGGAAAUAUUAUUCAGAUUAAAGAAAUCAAGAAAGAAGACCAAUCCGGGAGGGGCAAUUUCGGCCCUAUAAAUAUUAUCCCUAGUAAUCCAAGACAUGCACGAAAUGUUCGAGGGAAGACAACCCCUCCCGUUCGUCGUACCGUCAAGUUUAAUUGGACAGAUCAUAGUCUCAGAUCCGGAUCCAACGUUGUCAAGGUUAAUCCUCUGCGAUCACGGCGGGAUAAUAAUCGGGAUAAAGUCGAUGUGGAGAUCAAGAAAACUGGAUUAUUGAAAGUGGGGUGGAAAUAUUAGUAGCGUUUUGGCUCCAAGUAAAUAAUUCGAAUACCAAGAAAACAAUUUGAAUAUUUUUAUGCGAAUUCCUUCAUUCACUCUAGUUUCUUGGUAUGCUUCUCUAUCUCCAAACAUUAACAUCAAACAUGUGAAGAUUUUUACUUGCACAUUUCGAUUGUGCUUAAAGACAACCCCAAAAGAUUUUUUUUGAUAUAUCCCUUCAAAGUAAAGCACCCUUGUUUAAAACCAAACCAUAUUCUCAAUUUGAUGAAAAUAAAUAAAUUUAAAAUUGAAAAAAAAAAUUUAAAUAUAAGUAUGCACUAAAUUCUCACUUUCUUGCAGAGAUAUUUGGCGGGUAAAUCGGAAUCAAAUAUAACAGAAAAUGACAUUAAAAGGUUUAUACAUCCUUAAACUCGACAUGUUUUUAUGUCAAGUACUCAUUACAAGUGAAUGGUUGAAAAUGCCACGUGUCAUUAUCAAUCUAUACUUGAUAUAAAAUCAUGUUACAAGUUGUAUAAGAUUUGAAAAUAGUGGAGUAUAUUAAAAAUGGUUCUUUUGUAUUAUCAAAUUUCGUAGGGUUUUUUUUAUAUGCAUUCGAUUCGACUCGUAAAGCUCGAUUGACGGCGUACUUUUUGUGAACCAAUGUUCUUUUGCAAAUUUUAGAACCUUCGGAAUUUGACUAAAGAGUUAGCAAUAUAUAAUAUAUUAAUACAAUAAUAAUCAUAACAAAAAAAAUGUCCAUUGAGGAAGUGAAGAUCCGGGAAGAGCUAGAAAUGGAAAUUGAGAAGAACUUGGAAGAAGAAAUCAAGGAGGGAAUUUACCAUUUUGCCCUCAAACUACACAAAUUUUACCAACACCAGAAAGAAAAAAGAUUGAAGCAAUAUUCAUCAUGUGAUAAGCCAAACGAACAAGGCAACUUUAUUACAAGGGAAAAAAUUAUGUCCGAGGUUAACAUAACCAUCAAAAUGGAAGGUGAAAACAUUAUUCAGAUUAAAGAAAUCAAGAAAGAAGACGAAUUCGGGAGGGGCAAUUUCGUCCCUAUAAAUAUUAUCCCUAGUAACCCAAGACAUGCACGAAAUGUUCGAGGGAAGAAAGCCCCUCCCGUUGCUCGUACCGUCAAGUUUAACUGGACAAAUAGUCUCAGAUCCGGAUCCAACGUUGUCAAGGUUAAUCCUACGCGAUCACGGCGGGAUAAGAAUCGGGAUAAAGUCGAUGUGGAGAUCAAGAAAACUGGAUUAUUGGAAGUGGGGUGGAAAUUUUAGUAGCGUUUUGGCUCUAAGUGAAUAAUUCGAAUACGAAAAAUAUAUUUAAAUUAUUAUAAUAAUCAUGACUUAUUUUAAAAGUUGUGAUAACUUAAACAAAUGUUUAGAAAUUGUUUGAAAAUAAUAAGUUAUUUGUUUUUA